Meloidogyne enterolobii is the source of this 424-nucleotide messenger RNA. Lineage: Eukaryota; Metazoa; Nematoda; Chromadorea; Rhabditida; Meloidogynidae. The record is from the annotation of a GenBank genome assembly.
AUGCUUGCUGAACCAAACGAUGAGAGCGCCGCAAAUGUGAAUGCAGCAAAAAUGUGGAGAGAAGAUAGGGAACAAUUCGAGUUAACGGCUAAUAAAUUGGUGAGAAGUACACUUGGCUUCCCUAUUAAUCAACAACAACAAAAGGUUCUGGAAGCGUCAAUAUCUUCGUAAAAAAGGAGUUUUUGGUUGUUUUAUUGUCAAAAAAAAUUUUUUUUAUUAAAAGAUUAAAGGAUAAAGAAAAGAUAACUGUUUCUUUCCAACCCCGGGACAAGUCACCAUUUAUUGAUGUAUUUUCGUGAUUUCAAAGUGUGGGGAAGUGGGAUUUAAGACAGAAUCCGAAAAAUCUCCAUUUUGGGGCGAGGACCUUUGCCAAACUCCUAACCUUUAAUCAGGAAAUCCUAAAAAAUGGUUUGCUUGAAUCCGG